UUCUAAUUUUUAUUUAAAGAAGAAAAGAAAAGCCCUAAACCCCCUUCUCUCUGUCUAGCACUCAUCUUCGCUUGCAGCGGACCAGAAACCCAGCAAGCAUUUCGACGAAGACAUCAAAGUCAGAACCUCACUCCUCCGCUCUCAGCCCUCCCUUAGGUGAAGAAGAUGCCAUUGGGACUAAUACUAGGGUUAGGAAGGGCAUUUCGUCGAAAGCGAACGUCAUCACUUGACAUUCUUUCCUCCAAACGUGCCCCUAGGGAUUACUACAAGGGGAAGAAUUGCAAGCCUACUGGUUUCCACACCCGAAAAGCUAAGUAUGUCGUGCAGCAGGAGAAAUUGCCUAACUAUGUAGUCCCAGAUUUAACCGACUUCAAGCUCAAACCAUAUGUAUCUCAGUGCCCCAGAGAGGUCAAGACUACUCAGUCUGCUGAACCAACUAAAUGAGCAAACUGAGUUGCUAGUGUUUGAUCUUUUCGUUUAUUGUUCUAAUUGUGAAUUAAGUCGUUCCUGUUGAUAUAUUUUCUAGUAGGGAUCGAUGUUAGACUGCGAAGAGGUUAUAUUCUUGUUUGGCAUUGGCAGAUUCAUGCCUUGGACGUGUUAAAAAGUAAUAAACUUUCUAGCAUUGCUUUAUA
Molecule: messenger RNA, 632 nt
Organism: Malus domestica (apple)
Lineage: Eukaryota; Viridiplantae; Streptophyta; Magnoliopsida; Rosales; Rosaceae
Biological process (GO): translation
Cellular component (GO): mitochondrial large ribosomal subunit
Molecular function (GO): structural constituent of ribosome
Source: RefSeq, a predicted model, not a curated record